Molecule: messenger RNA, 744 nt
Organism: Tricharina praecox
Lineage: Eukaryota; Fungi; Ascomycota; Pezizomycetes; Pezizales; Pyronemataceae
Exons: 1
Coding region: 126-599 (157 amino acids)
Source: RefSeq, a predicted model, not a curated record
AAAUUUGGGCGUUCGGGCUUUCGAGCAUUUGAACAUUCGAGCUUUCGAGAUCCGAGACUUGACCGUACCUACCGAGGACGAAAGGGCCGGAUCGGCGGAGACUCGCUGCACACCUGCUGCUGCUGAUGCUGCUGAUGCUGCUGAUGCUGCUGACGGUCCGGGUGGCUUUUCGUUCGCCUAUAUGGUUACCUCCAGUCCAAUCCGUCCACUCCAACCAAUCCAAUCCAAUACGAUCCAAUACUAUCCAUCGCACCACCUCACGCCCGCUAUUACCCCGGAAUCUCGGCCGUCGUCGUCUCCGAACCGCUCACCCGAUGGCUUGGGAGCCAGCCAGAAGCGACGCCUCAUGCGAUUGGCAUAUUUCCCAUUCCAGCUUGUCCAUGGUCGGAUCCGAGACAUGGACGUGCAGCAGACGACAAGACUCGAUCUCAUCAUCCGUGGGGGCGUGUAUGCAUUCAUCAACUAUUGGCCUGGCAACACCCGUUCCACCGGACCCGCCGACCGCACACCAGUUGGCAUGGCGGAUAGGUAGGUGUAGGUAUAGUAGACCCACGGUGCUCCGUUGGAUUCGGAUGAAUGGGACAUGCCGCAUGAGAUGAGAUGAGGGCGUGUGCGUAUGCGUAUCUACCGUAUCUAUUCUAUUUGCUCGCGGACCGCUGCGGGAAUAUAUCGCUCGUGAAAGUUUCGUUAUCGGCUCUUCGUCGGCGGGGCCGUCUCCUCCUCGACCGGAAGGGGAAUAGGCGC